ACAAUGAAAAAGUACAACGUGCGCCGCAUCAUUUUCUGGGCCGGUAAUAGUACUAUUUAGCUACGGAGAAACCAAUACGAGAUACUGUGACAGCGCUGCUUGGAGACUUUAUUGUCACAGGCAGCUUUAACGCCAGAAAAUUUUGAACAUUCUGGAGGCAGCUCAUGGAGGAGUUACAGGCCGCUCUUCAAAAUUGGGGUUUACGUGUUGCUAAUGUUACAGAGAAAGGACGGAGUCUCGUCACCACCAAGGACUUCAAUCCAGGAGAAGUAAUAAUAAGUCAAGAGCCUUACGUUUGUGUACCGAACAACUCAGCAACUGAGUCACGAUGUGAUCGAUGUUUCAGUUCCAGUAAUGUCAAGAAAUGCUCUGCUUGUCAAGUUGCUUGGUACUGCGGCAGCAGUUGCCAGAAGUUGGAGUGGAAGCUGCAUCGAAUUGAGUGUGAGGCUCUAUCAAAGCUUGACAAGGAUAGGCGCAAGUAUGUUACACCUUCUAUACGUUUGAUGGUCAGACUCUUAAUUCGAAGAAAAUUGCAAAGUGAGAAGAUUAUUUCUUCUACUGCCACAGACAAUUAUGAUUUGGUGGAGGCAUUGGUGGCUCAUAUGAAAGACAUUGAUGAGAAGCAACUGGUGCUAUAUGCACAGAUGGCCAACCUUGUCAACUUGAUUCUUCGGUGGCCUGAUGUUAACAUAAAAGAGAUUGCAGAGAACUUUUCCAAGCUUGCUUGCAAUGCCCAUACUAUUUGUGAUAGCGAAUUGAGACCCCUUGGCACAGGACUGUAUCCGGUUGUUUCCAUUAUUAACCACAGCUGCUUGCCCAAUGCUGUUUUAGUGUUUGAUGGAAGGUUGGCUGUGGUGCACACCGUGCAACAUAUACCUAAAGGUUCUGAGGUGUUGAUAAGUUAUAUUGAAACUGCUGGAAGCACUAUGACGCGGCAAAAAGCUCUAAAACAACAAUACUUUUUUACUUGCACAUGUCCGCGCUGCAUUAAAAUGGGUCUACUAGAUGAUAUUCAGGAGAGUGCAAUUCUGGAGGGUUACAGAUGCAAAGAUAAUAGAUGCAAUGGUUUCUUGCUUCGUGAUUCUGAUGACAGAGGAUUUAUAUGCCAACAGUGUGGCCUUCUUAGGAGCAAGGAAGAGGUAAAAAAGUCGGCAGCUGAAAUAAAAGCGACGUCAGACAAGGCUUCCAAGUCUAUAUCAUCUGGAAAUCUGCAGGAAGCCGUUUCUAUAUAUAAGUUGAUUGAGAAACUCCAAAGGAAAUUAUGCCAUCCCUUUUCAACUAGCUUGAUGCAAACUCGAGAAAAGCUGCUAAAGAUGUUGAUGGAGCUGGAAGACUGGGGAGAAGCUUUGUCAUAUUGCAAAUUGACCAUUCCCGUGUAUCAAAGAGUAUAUCCAGAAUUUCAUCCUUUGCUUGGUUUGCAGUAUUUUAGCUGUGGAAAACUUGAGUGGUUACUUGGGGACACAGAGGCCGCUAUCAAAUCACUGACCAAGGCACUGGAUGUACUUCGAAUUACACAUGGGACAAAAACGCCCUUCAUGAAGGAGCUCAUGAUGAAGUUGGAGGAAGCACGUGCUGAGGUCUCUUACCUUCGUGCAUCUAAUGAUGGCGAGUAGCAGUUCCUGUAAUCAUUUGAAAUACAGACAUCUGCUAUUGUUAGUACUAACAUCUGUAGUAAGGCAUACCUCUGCAGCAGGGGAAAUGACCUUGCAACGGAAGUCUUCUCCACUUCGAUUUACUUGUCCCGCCGUGCUAUCCUGCAGGUUUUCUCUGCUUUUCUACUGGGUGCACACUAUACUUCUGCUGGAAAUUUCUUGUCUCAAUUUAUUAGUCAGCAGAUCCGUAGUUGGUCUUCCACUUUACAAGAGACUAUUUGUCGUAUAUUGGCACUCACGAUGGAUGUUAGAGAAUUUCAAUACAAAUGAAUUCAGCAGAAUUAUAGUCGAA
Molecule: messenger RNA, 1944 nt
Organism: Ricinus communis (castor bean)
Lineage: Eukaryota; Viridiplantae; Streptophyta; Magnoliopsida; Malpighiales; Euphorbiaceae
Product: histone-lysine N-methyltransferase ASHR1
Exons: 15
Coding region: 165-1613 (482 amino acids)
Cellular component (GO): nucleus
Molecular function (GO): protein binding
Source: RefSeq, a predicted model, not a curated record